AUGAAGCUGGAGCUCCCAUUUUCAAAAAUGAAUGUUUCUGAAAUCUCAGAACAGCCUCAAAGCCUCGGGGAAAACGGAGGAGCGCCCAGCCCCACCCCACCGCCCCCACCGCGGCCACCUCCUGAAAGCCCAGCCCGCUCCACCCGCCGCCGCAGGUCGUUUGGGCUUGCCCGGCGCGCUAGCCGCCCUAAGACCCUGGGUCUCCGCGGCUCGAACCAGUCUGUCGGGCGGUUCUGCGUGGGGAUGCUCCAAAUCACUAAACCACAACACAGAACCCAAGCUUGGACUCUGAACCAAGCCCUUUUGCCUAGUUUUCUCUUUCCCCGUUUCGCCAGAAUCCUCACCACCCCUCGUCACAGCCUCGUCACAGCCUCGCCCCAGCCUCGGGGUCCUCUGCAGCCACCUGCGCGUGUACGCUAUUGUCACGCAGUAAGGAGGGGCUGCAAGGCGCUCAGCCCACCAGGCACUCCAGGGAGAGACCGAAACUACAACUCCCAUCACGCCCCACAGCCUGUUCCCUCCUCCUCCUUCCCUCCCCCCUCCUCCCUCGGCCAGCGGCCGGGAGGCUCUGGGCUUUUAUCUGCGGACCGGCGGGAGGGAGUCAGGUCCCCGCGAUCUUCCCCGACCCGAGCGAUCUGCCCAGCGGCGGCGGCGGCGGCUCUUAGCCGGGUUUUGCCUCCGCGUCCCCGCCAGCCCCGAACCCGCGGGGGCAGACGGUCCGUCCGCGCGUGCGAGAGGAUGGUGAUCCGCGUGUUCAUUGCCUCCUCCUCGGGUUUCGUGGCGAUAAAGAAGAAACAGCAGGAUGUGGUUAGAUUUCUGGAAGCCAACAAGAUAGAGUUUGAGGAGGUGGAUAUCACAAUGUCAGAAGAACAAAGACAAUGGAUGUACAAAAACAUCCCCCCAGAAAAGAAGCCUGCUCAGGGCAAUCCUCUGCCACCUCAGAUAUUUAAUGGUGACCGAUACUGUGGAGAUUAUGACAGUUUUUUUGAAUCAAAGGAAAGCAACACAGUCUAUUCGUUCUUAGGCCUGAAAUCACGAUUGGCAUCAAAGACAGAAUCUUAGAGAAGACAAGUGGAAGAUGACGGAGAUGCAUUUUGGAGCACCCCCUGGUACUCAGCACACACCUGCUUACCUAAUGCAUCACUGUGACUAAAGCCACAUGCAUCAUCAGUAACUUUGCUUGCCAUGGAGAGGUGUUUUAGGAAGACAUGGGUAUAAUGGGGGAUUGCAUGAUUGCUUAAAACCAAAUCAGGACUGUGGUGGGUUUUUUGUUAUUUUCAGAAUUGCCUGCAGCUGCCUCAUUCACCUGGCGGUACUAGAUUUUACCUGUUACAGGUGUGCUUCCUUAAUGGCUGAAAAAUAAGUGGGUGGGACCACUGGAGAGAAAAUGUUGGAUCUGCCCCGGGCUGUAUUUGAUGCCAGUAUUGCUCAGACUGGCCUCUCUUUAAGCUGCCUGGAUUGUAUCCUCGAAAUUAGUUUGCCAGGCUAUUAGAAAUCUUUUGAUCAGAAAGAAAGAUUUGCUGAUUGACAAAGAGCUGAAAAAUUUGCUGCAAAAUCACAAAUGUCACGAUUCUGGUGCUUUGUAAUAGCACCUAUAGAAAAAGUUAGAUGUUCUGGCCGCCUUUGGUGAUGGACACUCUUAUUUCCAUAAAUCCUCCAAAUUCCUACAAAUGUUUCCAAAAAUCACUGCUGCAACAAUGUGUGAUCGGGACCGAGUUACAGGGAUAAAAAUAGUUGCUAUUUUGUAAAAGAUAGGCUUCUUUAUCUCUUGCAAGAGAAAAAUUUCAUUUAAAUAUAUAAGACAGCUUAAAAGGUAUAUUUUAGAAGGUGUACAAAUUAAUUAGAUAGUAAAUUUAUAGGGAAAUUACCUGACUCCUAUCUGAAGGGAUUUUCAGCUCUAGCAACUUAUUUAUGCAUAAAUAGCAUAUUUUUAAAUGCAGCUUCCCUAACUAAUAGCUGCUUAUUCUAUUUUGUGAAUGGAUUAUAUUUUUUUGAGAAAAGGAAGAUCUUGAUUGGAUAUAUUUUGUGAACCCUUGAUGAGGUUUACUAAAAGAUACUAAUAUUGUGGUACAAUUUUUUUCCUGUGUUGCUUUUCAUUGAACCUCUAGCUUUGCUCACAUAUCUGACCAAUGUACGGUCCCAGAUUUUUCAGAGUAAUGUAGAUACAUGUUCUCAUUCCAUAUAUGGCUUCCAGUGGGCUUUCAGUGUAUAUGAGAAAGAGGCUGUCAGAGAGUAGCUCUGAAUUGUACGUGGCAUGUAAAAUCUCUACUCCCUUUGGAGUGGAUGCUGAACAUGUCUACUCCGUUAGGGCAGAGGCUGCUUUUCUCCAUCCUUAUCCCUGCUUACAGUCUUUAGAGUUUUUAAUUGCCAAACAUAAGCAGUCUUAAAUAGGAUAAAUUCCAAGAGGGCUGCCUAAAAUAUCCUGCUGUUCUAAGCAUCCCAAUGCAGGACUUGUUGGUCAGAUUCUGAGCAGGAUGUAAGAAAUUGAAAGAAUAGAAGAAAGCCCUGUCACAUGUGUUGUUUCAUCCUCCAACUAACUAAAUGUGGACUACUCUAAAGGACUUGUUGAAUGCUAAAGCUGAAAUCCCAGCCUGAGAUUUGCAGCCCAGGACUACAACCAGAAGAAAAGCAUGCCACAGAUUUCUACUUGACUAGAACAAAUACAUGAUCCACGAUUUUCUCUCCAAGGAAAACUGUUGUGAAAUUAUGGGUAUUACUGUUUAGUUGGCAUUAUUAAACAAGUUCCAGGUCAUAUUCCGUUUGCUAAAUCCCAGGGACUAUCCAGGAAACUUUUUUUUCAACUGGAUACUGUGUUUGAGUAAAUGAGUCUUCUGAUAAGACCUAGACUUUCAUUUUCAGAUAUCAACAAUUUUCAAAGUUUAAUGCUACAGUGAGCUAACUUACAUUAGUCUUCUCUUCCCAGUGAGUGCUAAGAACCAACUUGGUAAGAUUGAGGGAAAUUCUGGGGUUGUGGGAUCAACAUGAUAUUUGCUAGACUAAGACAGCUACUCACGUUUGUUCAUCUUGAAACUUUUGAAUUACUGUGGUCACAGUAGGACCAGAAUGGCUCUCCCGAACGGACUAGAUGGAUAGUAGUGCUAAAUUGCUACCAGUUACACAUCAUCUAACGCUCACCCCGCCUUUUUUUUUUUUUUUUUUUUUU
Molecule: messenger RNA, 3163 nt
Organism: Panthera uncia (snow leopard)
Lineage: Eukaryota; Metazoa; Chordata; Mammalia; Carnivora; Felidae
Gene: SH3BGRL2
Product: SH3 domain binding glutamate rich protein like 2
Exons: 5
Coding region: 1-1062 (353 amino acids)
Cellular component (GO): cytoplasm
Source: RefSeq, a predicted model, not a curated record